This is a messenger RNA of Drosophila sechellia, 719 nucleotides long. RefSeq lists its product as uncharacterized. The transcript has 2 exons. The record is from RefSeq and is a predicted model, not a curated record. Bases 208 to 627 code for a protein of 139 amino acids. NCBI's taxonomy places the organism in Eukaryota, Metazoa, Arthropoda, Insecta, Diptera, Drosophilidae.
GGGGCUGGAUACACACAGUGACUGGACACUGGGAGCGUGUUGACGUUGGGCUUGGCGCUGCACAAAAUCGAUAGGUUGACCAGGAGUGUGUGUGGAACCAUGCAAAUACAGCGAAGUUCAUCCGACGGCUGCUAGCGAGAUCAGUAAAUCGAGUACGGCCACUAAACCCAUAAAUGCGGCAAAGUGGCGUCCUGUUUUUACACUUGCAUGGGUCUGAUGCGGACAGUUGGCGGCGUGGGUGGCGGUGGCAGCGAUGCCCAAUUGCCAGAGGAGGCGGUGACCACCCUCAAUCAUUGCCCGACCUACCGGCAGAUUCCAGGUGCCGGAACGGGCGCAGGAUCAGCACCAGCCAAGCGAGUACCCGUCCUGUUUUCCACCAACCGUGGACUCUAUCUGCGCCUGGCCCAACCACUGGCGGAUCAGAUGGAGGUGCUGACACUGCAGCCACGCGGUCAGAACUACAACAUCAGCUUCUGCGACCUGGAGCGCUGGAGCACCAAUCGGGCCAAUGUGGUCAGCCUGGAGGACACCUUUACCAUCAUGCAGCAGCGCAAUAUGUCGCCGGAGUCUGUGAACUACCAGCCACGCCUGUGGAAGAACAACGUCAGCUACAGCCUGAUGCACUGAACUGAAAGCACCUCAAGAUAUAGAUUAUGUCUAAACACUGCAAUAGCAGAGAAGUCUCGUAUGUAAAUUACAACUCUUUUUACUUUAAUUAA